CAGAUGAAAUACUUCUGAAAUAUUUCUGAAAUGUUUUCGUGCUGUAUGGGAGGAUAUAUCGAUAUAUCGGUGCAGUCAUCUGUUCGGACGGAUCCGCGCACCGUCCCCAUGACGAAAAGCGCACGCAAACAAUCCCGAUCGCAAUCGAGAACAGUCUUAUCAGUGCGAGCUGCGAGCAGCGACAUGCCAGAAACAGCUACCCUGUCGAAACAGACCCCGGGUUCGCGACCCACGGCCGUCACCAGGGUGGAGACCAAGCUGCCCCGAUGCGUGCAACGUAGAUUGCCGUGCGCCCCGGUGCCCGUAAGAUGCCAUCCGCGACCGAGUCCGUACAGAUGCGCCGAUCAUCGCGUAUCCAAGAGGCCGUACAGACUGCCGGCCGGGCUGUCGGUGAUCAAUCAGGCCGGUCGCGGGACUCCAAUAUCGAUUUCCAAGAACUGCUCCGAUAGAUGCCCGUCCGGUUUCUUGGCUAUCGGUACUCCCCGUUGCAAAAAGAGCGUGUCGAUGAUGGACCUGUCUCUGCCCGCUGCCGAUCCCAACAUCGGUGAUCUCAAGUCAGAAAGCGGUUCCACUGCUAGUCGUUGCGACGAGAUCGCCGACAGACCCAAGGAUCUCUUGGCGAAUGUUGGAAGCGCUUAUUGCAGUGGUAGAUCAUGGACGGACGCUACGCCGUCCUCGGAAUCCGAAGUCAGUUCAGCGGAAGAUCCCACGGUCAAGGCAGCGAACGUGGUGUGUCAUAUGCUGGUUCUGAACGCCUGGCGACGUAGACGCGCGGAGAUCAGACAGCUCGAGCAACAGGUGGAGCACCUGCAUCUGCAGAUCGAAUUUUUGCGCCGAUUGCUGAUCGCCGAAAACGACCGGGUCGGCAGACUGAACAGCGAGCUGCAUCGCGAAAAAUCGCAGCUGGAGGAAGCGACGCACGAACGCGACGUCCUCAAAUCGGAGAAAGAAAAAUUGGAAGCCGAUUUGAAGCGCGUUGAGGAGAUCUCCCAGGAGCGAUCGGUUACGGUGGGAAACUUGAAGAACGAGCUUUCGACCGCUCAGGAUCAACUGAAGGCACUCGACGCACAAAUGGCAAAAGAUCGAGAGAAACUUUUGAAAUUACGGGAAGACAAGAAGAUUCUCUUGGAUAAGGUAUCGGGCAGCGAGGCACUGGCAGCAGAACGUGGUGCUAGAGCGGAGAAAGCGGAAUCUACCGUCGAGGGGUUGCAGCUGCGAUUAGCGACACAGGUAGCACUCUUCGAAUCCACGCAGGAACAACUGCAGCGCACUUCCCGGGAAUUGCAAGCCACCGAGGCGGAAAAGCACAGAUUGGAGAAACGUUUGAAAGCCAGUGAGGGUAACGCGAGAGCUUUGAGCUUACGCGCGGUUUUCCUGGAGAAUCAGUUGGCUGAUCGGGAAGCUAAACUUCGACGCAUCGAAUCGGAAUAUAACUCGCAAAUGACGGAAUUAAGCGAAUUAAGGGAGCGACUUCUGCGACAGUCUCAGGAGAGUGGCUGGAGUGGCCGGAUGUUGCAGAUUGCUGGGAACAUUAUGCGCGCAUCAAUUCUACGGACUUUCGCAUUUCUGUCUAGCGCAGCGCUGCCAUUGCCGCCGUAGAUGAAUAUUCUUUGACAGCUCGUAUAUUUCCAUCACAAGGAGCUUAAGCGCAAGAAUUUUCUGAAAGUGUAAGCGGGCUUUAAUUGAAGGAAAAGGCCUGAAGGUAAAUGGCUUCGGGAGCGAAAGGGAGAACUUACGGUCGAGAGUAGCAGUUCGGAGAAAGAAAGGAGAAUGGCGAGGACGGACGUUCGCAGAGGAGCACGGAAAUUGACAAGCACUAAGCUGCAUUUCGUACGACGUUUAAAUAUCUUUUUUUUUCGAGUCAAUAUUUAAUUUUCGAGUAGUAAAAAUUUUAUAUAUACACCUGACAAAAAGUUAAGCCACCACAAGGAUAAAUCGAAUGAUUUUAUUGUGUCGUGUGAUAUUGCAAUUUGUAAAGGAAAUUUUUCUUUUUUGUAAAAUUAGUGGAGGCAAGGAAAAAUGUAACAGGAUUUUGUUGAAUAAAUCUGGAUUACAUGCC
Ooceraea biroi (clonal raider ant) is the source of this 2059-nucleotide messenger RNA. Its product is annotated as dynactin subunit 1. The record is from RefSeq and is a predicted model, not a curated record. Lineage: Eukaryota; Metazoa; Arthropoda; Insecta; Hymenoptera; Formicidae.